Messenger RNA from Hippocampus comes (tiger tail seahorse), 2014 nucleotides. RefSeq names its product GTP-binding protein 2-like. Gene Ontology annotation, biological process: translational elongation. Lineage: Eukaryota; Metazoa; Chordata; Actinopteri; Syngnathiformes; Syngnathidae. Gene Ontology annotation, molecular function: GTP binding; GTPase activity; translation elongation factor activity. The coding region runs from base 290 to 1924 and encodes 544 amino acids. The transcript has 11 exons. The record is from RefSeq and is a predicted model, not a curated record.
UGGUGUGGUCUUCGUCGCUCGUGAGUUUAGUUUGAAAAGCCAUGACGGAAGUAGUCGGUGUUAGUCCAAGGUCGCUUUGUAGCGCGUCGGUUGGGUGAUGCUGAGGAGAGAGUGCGGGCGAGAAGAGGAGUAGCCGGCGGCGGCGGAGGCGGCGGGGGGGUCUGAGCGCAUCCUCAGCGCCUCUUUCCCUCCUCGCUAGGCCGGGCCGGGCGUCCGGUGUUUCGUUGGCCGCAAGCGGCCGGAUCUCGUCCGUUCCCCGGUGACGAGCUGCUCCGUCCCAACCGACCAGAUGAUGGUGGACGUGUGCGGUGGCAAGAAGACGUCGUCGAAGCGGUCUCGGACGAGGCGAGGCAAACGGGGCCGCCGACGUCGCAAGAACAACCGGCAGAAGAACAACAAGAACCAGAACGAAACACCGCCGCCAUUUCUACCGCCGGAGGCCGAGGAAGGAAACGUCGAGUAUAAGCUGAAGCUGGUGAACCCCACCCGGAACCGCUUCGAGCACCUGGCCACGCAGCUCAAGUGGCGUCUGCAGGAGGGCCGCGGCGAGGCCGUCUACCAGAUCGGCGUGGACGACAACGGGCUCCUGGUGGGCCUGAGCCAAGCCGACAUGACGGCGUCCAUCGGAACCUUACGCCAGAUGGCUGACAAGGUGGGCGCCGACAUCACGCUGCUCCGGGAGCGUCAGGUGGACUCGGACGGCGGCGGCGGCGACGGCGGCGCGCGCAGGAUCGCCGAGGUCCUGGUGCGGAAGGUUCCGGACGACCAGCAGCGCCAGGUGGUCAACUACAGCGACUCGCGCAGCGCCGAGGAGAUCUGCGAGAGCUCCUCCAAGAUGAUCACCUUCAUGGACCUGGCGGGACAUCACAAGUACCUGAAGACCACCGUCUUCGGACUCACCAGCUACUGCCCGGACUUUGCCAUGCUGGUGGUCGGCGCCAACACCGGCAUUGCGGGUACCACCAGGGAGCACCUGGGCCUGGCCAUGGCGCUGAAAGUUCCCAUCUUCAUCGCCGUCAGCAAAGUGGACGUGUGCUCGCGGGGGGCGGUGGAGCGGACGCUGCGGCAGCUGGAGCGCCUCCUCAAGCAGCCGGGAUGCAACAAGGUCCCGCUGGCGGUCCACACGGCCGACGACGCCGUCGCCGCCGCGCAGCAGUUCGCCCCCGCCGCCUGCGUGACGCCCAUCUUCACCCUGUCCAGCGUGUCGGGGAAAGGUCUGGAGCUCCUCAAGGUCUUCCUGAACGUUCUCCCUCCGCUCAGCAACAGCGAACAACAAGAAGAACUCAUGCAGCAGCUGACCGAGUUCCAGGUGGACGAGAUCUACUCGGUUCCCGACGUGGGGACGGUGGUGGGCGGGACUUUGUACAGCGGCGUGUGUCGCGAAGGCGAGCGUCUGGCGGUGGGCCCGACGGACGAGGGCGGCUUCCUGCGCGUGAAGGUUCUGUCCAUCCAGAGGAACCGCUCCAGCUGCAGGCUGCUGAGGGCGGGGCAGGCGGCCACGCUGGCGCUCGGCAACUUCGACAGGACGCUGCUGCGCAAGGGCAUGGUGAUGGUGAGUCCCAAGAUGAAGCCCAGCGUCUGCCGGCACUUUGAGGCGGCCGUGGUUCUGCUCUUCCACGCCGGGACCUUCCGCCGGGGCUCGCAGGUCACGGCGCACGUGGGCAACGUCAGGCAGACGGCCGUCGUGCAACGGGUGCACGGAAAGGACGAGCUGAGGACGGGCGAGCGGGCCGUGGUGGCCUUUGGCUUCCUCAAACAUCCCGAGUACCUUCGGACCGGCGCCAAGCUUCUCUUCAGAGAGGGCGUCACCAAGGGCAUAGGACACGUCACGCGACUCCUGACCGCAGAACACGACCAGAACCACGAGAACCAGCAGCACCGCCCCCCCCCCGCCGCCACCGCCGCCGACUCCGGAGGCAUUUGAACAACCCGAGCGACGUCGGAGCCACUCCAAGGCGACCGGCGGCGCCGAGGCCACCGGAACCGUCAGAGCCAGCCCGACCCGGUCCGAGCA